GGGGUAGUUUGCGCACGCGGACGUGUCCCCUGGGACUCUAGGGCGGGUGAACCCCAGGCAGCUCUGGUAGGUUUGGCGGGCGCGGGUUUGCGCUGAUCUGGGGCGAGCUUGUGUGUUACAUCACCGUUGCAUCUCUCUUUGCUUGCUUAAGUUGCCACCACUUAGGCCUCUAUUACAGAAAUCACCAUAUACUCAUAAGGGCCGCGGAAUCGUGACGACCUUGGUGACUGACUUUCAAACUUCGGCAGAGCUGCGUGGAUGGGUUGGACGCAGACGUAGAUUGUGGGGAAUUGCACUUUCUACAGCUUUGCAGCAACUCUUUGGGCCCUUUAGUUUCUCAGAGCAGGCUUCCCCAGCCUCGACUGGAAACGGAGGGGCAAAAACUCCGAACAGCAAUUAUUCUGUCGUAAAGUGAUUAGAGGUAGUUUUCCUGUGAGGCUUCCAGAGGAGCAAGAAUAGUGACAUGAUUCUGCCCGCGGUGCUGUAGAAAUUGGCCCUCUCUCUUCCUUUCACAGUCGUGGCCUGUUAACGUUCCUGUUUUGCUUAAGUGCCAAAAUGAGUGACCGCUAUUUAGAACAAAGAAUUAGCAUCAAAUUUUGCGUAAAAUUGAACAAGUCUGCAAGUGAGACUCACCACCUUUUAAAAGAAGCUUAUGGGGAUGAAGUCAUGUCAAGGGCCAGAGUUUUUGACUGGCACAAAAGGUUUAAAGAAGGGCGGGAAGAUGUUCGAGAUGAUGCACGAAGUGGUCGUCCAGUCACCCACCGGACGGAUGAAAAUAUCCAGAAGGUCAAGGACUUGGUUUGUUCAAACAGGCAGUUAACGGUGAGGAUGAUGGCUGAAGAGUUGAAUUUAGAUAAAGAAACUGUUAGACUCAUUCUGAAAGAAAACUUGAACAUGAGGAAAGUGUCUGCAAAAGUUAUAUCGGGUAUUUUGAAGGAUGAGCCUAAACCUCGAAAACUUGAUUUUCAGCCUGAUCUUUCAAAGGAAACUAGGAAAAAUAGCUCAUCUGUGAGGAAAAAGGUAACAAGUUGUGAAACAUGGAGUCAUCUCCAAAGCGAAGCUGGUGGAGAAAUGCCUCUGCCAGUAUCGCAUCCCAGAAUCCACUACCCUGCCAGCCAGCUUCUGCAGGCUUCAUCUUCAGUGAGUCUUCCCACCAGGGUAGCUCAGGAUUGGUUCACACCAUGGUGAAAGGAAUGUGAGGUGGUUGAACCUGAGCUAGGAAGCUGCCUCCACAUUAAGCACCUUCAUUUGUUGCUCAUCUAUUUUAUCUUCUCUACCACCUCUCCCUAUGUGUCAUUGUCUACCUAGUUAUUACUCUUUGCUGGACUACUGGACCAUUUCCCUUGUUCCCCAGAACUUUGAAGAACUUUUGGCGAUUGACUUCUGGUACUUGUGUGUUCUUGAUUUCUUUUGCUUAACAAGUUUGGAUCUCUUUACUGCCUAGACCUCAGCUUGCUGUGGCCAUCCUGUUCCUUGGUUCUCAACAUUCUGCCUUAGGGGAUCAUGCCAGUGAGAGGUGGAGAUGGGACACCUGGAUGUGUAUCUGCCCAGGGAGGCGUGCUCUUCUAGGAAGACCACAAAGAAAGUCUACAAUUCCAGCCUGCUUUGCAGUCAGGGCCUGAGUCCUAUGAACAGGGCUGGAGUGACCCUGCCAGAGAUGCUGGACCAAGACUUGUGCUGGAAUGUAGGGUACCGGAAGCAGUGUUGGCCCAGACAGAUUUUGGACCUAGAGUAAUGGAAGCAGGUAAUCAGGAGAGUGAAUUCAAAUUGUCCCAAGUGGCUAUAACAAAUAGGACUUGAUUUAUUACCUUAGAUCAUCCGCUGAAUAGUAGUCAGGUUGAACUACUACCAGAACCCAUUAGUUCAUUUGCAAGACUUCCCAGAAAAUAUCCAAUGAGAUAAACUCUAGGGUACCUCAGAUUUGAGGAAAGAAAAAUUACUGCCCCAAGACUCAUACAGAGAAACCAUUCUCACAUGGCUGCUCAGAACCACUAAAUCCAAGGCUAGAAUAUGAUUUCCUAGGAGUAUCCUAAGCAGGAGAGUUCUCAUAUAAAAUUACCUCUUAUGUACCCACCCACAGGAAUUUUGCCCAGGCCUGUCCAUUGCUAAAAGGAACCCUGGUGGUGCAGUGGUUAAAGUGCUUGGCUGGUAACAAA
Molecule: messenger RNA, 2156 nt
Organism: Trichechus manatus latirostris (Florida manatee)
Lineage: Eukaryota; Metazoa; Chordata; Mammalia; Sirenia; Trichechidae
Gene: GVQW3
Product: GVQW motif containing 3
Exons: 2
Coding region: 556-1188 (210 amino acids)
Source: RefSeq, a predicted model, not a curated record